AGUAGGAUGAGUAGUUCUGCCACCCGCACGCUGUUUUAUCAGAUCCGAAGCAUACUUACUCUUUGUUCACCAAGGGAUGUAAGCACGCAAAUUACAGUGUUGUCUGUCUCUGGAAACGUAGUUUUAUAUCAUUUUUUAUAUGUGACGUGUUAGAUGUGGAACACAGGAAUAUAGGAUAAUCGCGGCUGAUCCUUUAAACAUAUUGACGCUCAUAAACCCGUGUCCUGGAAAUAAACAGCCACGUAUAAUAGUUAUUAGUUAAUUGAGUAUUAACCGACUAAUAAGCUGAGGAGAAGGGCCGCAUAUGCUGUGAAAGUUUACCGUGGUGAUAACAGCGCCGCCAGGCAGGCAUGAGCAGAGCCGAAUCUGCAGAAAAUGAGGAUCGGACGUGAGCUACGUGCGCAUCCAGGGGUAGACGACAUGACAUGGAGAGACUGGGAAAUACGGACCUUAUAAAUGCACACGGACGCGAGAGUAUCAGUUCAACGCCAGACAGAGUCCCAAAUAUAAUGGGUCUGAACGCGACCACUGCGGGGGAGCUGCUGGCAGGACACACGUCCAGAUCUGGAUCUGGAAUCACGCUCCUGAAGGACUCAAAAAGCGGCUUGUCUUUGUGUAAUGGUGGAGGAGUGCUGUCGCCUUCACCUAAAGCCGACAGAAGUUACGAUGAAGCACAGAGCAAGCGUUUACAUCUAAAUGGACUGGUAGAGACUCCCAAUGGGGCCCUUACCAGUCAUGGGGACAACAGGCCUAUGAAGAGACCGAUCGGAGAGCUGCGAUUUAGACAAAUCCAACACCAGAGGAGAAAAGACGAGGAAAACAGAGACUUCGGGACAAAUGGUUGUUCUGCCAACGGGUCUGGAUCUGGAUGCUCCUCUGAAACGGACCCCAUACAUGAAUGCAAAAGGAGAAAGGUUGAAAUAGACUCCAAAACAGACUCUAGUAAAAGCAUGCGGACUGUUCCGCCUCUUGCAGCCAAUCACCAACACAAAAACUGCUCAGCGUCACACCCUAACGGGGUUUAUCACAAUGGCCACAAAGUUGCAUUGAACCAUGUGGCCCCUGGACAGGCCGAAGUGCGAACCGCACCACCUCUGGUGGCAACCUGCUCUCCAGAACACAUGGCCCAGCAAUACAUAGUUCCCUGUAUGAAGUUUUACGGCAUUUGCGUCAAAGAUACUUUCCUGGGGGAACGCCUGGGCAGUAGAGUUGUAGAGGAAGUGCAGACUCUCAAUCGCAGUGGGAAGUUCAGAGGAGGCCAGUUGGUCAUCCAGAAGAACAUCCCAUCUAAGAACAUUCGCGGGGACCAGAUAGCCUGGGUCGAAGGCAAUGAGCCGGGCUGCGAGAACAUUGGGACCCUCAUGGCUCACAUUGAUGAGGCCAUCAUGCGCAGUGCUGCCAACGGACAGCUGGGGGAUUGUGUCAUCAAUGGGCGCACACAGGCCAUGGUGGCGUGUUACCCAGGCAGUGGCACAGGAUACGUGCGACAUGUGGACAAUCCUAAUGGUGACGGGCGCUGCAUAACCUGCAUCUACUAUCUGAACAAGAACUGGGAUGUGAAGGUUCAUGGAGGUUUAUUGCAGAUCUACCCUGAGGGUCGUAAUGUUGUCGCCAACAUCGAGCCUGUUUUUGACCGUCUGCUCAUUUUCUGGUCUGAUCGGCGAAACCCACAUGAAGUGAUGCCAGCUUUUGCCACCCGUUAUGCCAUCACUGUUUGGUACUUUGAUGCAAAAGAGCGAGCUGAAGCGAAGGAGAAGUACAGACUGGCUUCAGGACAGAAAGGAGUUCAAGUGCCCGUCACGCAGAGCAGCAAGACCUGAAUGUCUGUCAGUAAAGUGUGUGUGUGUGUGUGUGUGAGUGUGUGUGUGUGUGCAGUCUGUGGCUGCUGCUGCCCUGCUAUUGGAGGAUUUUAGGUGGAGAUGCAAGAAGCCUAACCAAUCGCUGCUGUUUCUGUGGCCUCAGAAAUCAAACCACAAGUUAGAUACACUAAGGUGACUCGAUGAACACCAGAAAUUGACACGUCUCUUUACUUGACAGUGAAAGGCUGGCAGAUAUUUUCCUCGUCAUUGAAAAUCAACAGUUACCUUAGUAAUUUGAGUCAUUUCUGUAUCUAAUAAUAAUCAAGCCCUCACUUUUCCUGACACUACACCUGUGUGCGUGUGUAAGUGGACAGAUGAGAUUUUCCAGUGGCCUUUUGUCAUAUUGUGUUCAUCCCUGUGAAUGUGUAACCAUGCAAAGUACGCUCCGCUAGAUCAUCAAACCUGACAGAAAAUAACUAACGAUCAUAUUAUACACAGACGCUCCAAAGCACAGGAUCCCCUACAAUUGAGCCUGAGAAGAAGUUACGGUUAAUUUGCUACAAAUGAACAGCGCCCUCUGAUGGUGUCCAUUUUCACGCAAUGCUUUGCUAAAGAAAUUAUGCAAAUCUAGUAGCUGAACACAAAUUUGUAUGUCGCAGCUCCCCCCAUUUGCAGCAGACAUGAAGAACGUAUUCUUACAGUCCGUCUGCACUUUUUUUUGGUAGUUGUCCUUGCCGUUGCAUCAAUUUACUUUGUAUUUUCAGAAACAGAUACAUUUUGUAGACGGCAACCUUUAUAUGAGGAUGCACUGAUGUAAAACAUCUGGACGAUAAUUUUUAUCAUUAUUAUUAUUGUUUUAUGUUAUAGUUGAUUAUGCUAUAAAUCGACAACGUUAAAAAUUCUAAACUAUUUUGUAAUAAUAAAUGUAAAUAGAAAUAAAACAGUAAAAAAAUUUUUUUUUAAAUGCUACAAUAAAUUUAGGCAUCACGAUAUUAUAAUGUACAGUUUAAAAAUAAUAAUGUCUAACACUGUUAUAUAAUUAUCCAAGUUUUUUAAACAAAGUUAAAGUGUUGCAUUGGAUAAAAAUGCUAAAAACUAAAUGUUAAGAUACGGAAAAAAUGAGCUGCACAAAAAAAUUCAACUAUGAAGUAUCAAAAAUAAAAUUAAAUAUCACCUGAUACAUAAAAUGCCACAGAUAUAUUGUACAUCGCUUGCUAUAACAAGAAAAAAAAAAAAAAAGAUUGCAUAUGAAAUGCCCAUCUACUUCGAUUACAGUUCGAAUUAAUAAGGUUAAUGGGAUGCAUAUUUGUCAAACAUACAUAACUGAAACAAGACUUGUAACAGUAGACUGAUUCUGUUAGAAUACAUAUGUUUGUCAUUUAAUGCUAUUAUUAUAUCCAGUUGUAUAUUGAUAGUUGCUAAGCAUCAGUUAUUACCUAAGUAAUUCCCAGCAGGCACAGGAUGUAAACAUCAGAUUAACAUUGUACCCCAAUGUCGUGGGACGUUGCCUUUUGUUUGGAAAUGAAAAUCUUGUUGUCGCCACAACCCAACGUCAGGUCAACGUCACUUUCCAGACAGAUGUUUCUUUUUGGUUACUUUCUAAGGCAACCUAAGAACAACCAAAUAUCAACAUCUAAUGAUGUUAAAGCUUGUCGGUGUGUGGACGUUACCAGUUUGAUGUCUAACAGACGUUGGAUUUAGGUUGCCAUACCUGACGAAUAAAUGUCAGUAUUUGACGUUCAUAUGACGUAGGUUUAAGAUGUUGUCUUGACGUUAUGGUCACUUUUAAACACGAUCUAAAAUCAACCAAAUAUCAAUGUCAUUUCAUGUCAUUAUUGGAUGUCAAAAUAACAUUUAUAACUGAAACAAGACUUGUAACAGUAGACUGAUUCUGUUAGAAUACAUAUGCUUGUCAUUUAAUGCUAUUAUUAUAUCCAGUUGUAUAUUGAUAGUUGCUAAGCAUCAGUUAUUAACUAAGUAAUUUCCAGCAGGCACAGGACGUAAACUUCAGAUUGACGUUGUACCCCAACGUCAAGGGACGUUGCAUUUUGUUUGAAAAUAAAAAGCUUGUUGUCGCCACAACUUACGUCAGGUCAACGUCAAUGUCCAAACAGAUGUUUCUUUUUGGUUACUUUCUAAGGCAACCUAAGAACAACCAAAUAUCAACAUCUAAUGAUGUUAAAGCUUGUCGUUGUGUGGACGUUACCAGUUUGAUGUCUAACAGACGUUGGAUUUAGGUUGCCAUACCUGACGAAUAAAUGUCAGUAUUUGACGUUCAUAUGACGUAGGUUUAAGAUGUUGUCUCGAUGUUAUGGUCACUUUUAAACGCAACCUAAAAUCAACCAAAUAUCAACGUUAUUUCAUGUCGUUAUUGGACGCCAAAAUAACAUUGUCCUCAGAUGCUAGCGACCUAAAUCUAACCUAGUAUUAAUGUCUUAUGACGUUGUCUAUCUGCUGGGUUGGUUUUAAAUGAACAGAUUUGACCUAUUCCAAUCAUUCUAGAUUAAAUGCAUUUAAAAAAAUAAUAUUAUUUACAUAAGAUUAAGUACAUUAUGUAGAAAUCUGCAAUUUUAUUUUUGUGUGCCUGAUGAAAAUGCAUCGCAUUAACUUUAUCAGUUUCAGUGUAAUCCAAAUGCUAAAAAUGCUUUGGACUGCUCCAUCUCCGGGCGUAUGACUGAUUUUAUUGCUCUUUAACACUAUUUAGUCAUCAAUUAAUGGCAUGCUGCCUUUUAAAUUAAAUUUCAAUUCAAAUUCAGCUUACUUGUUUUCCAUAGAAAAUACCGUUACAUUAUUAGUGCUGACCACAUGCUACCGCAUCUCCAUUUUCAUGGAAAGAAAACAUGUCUGCCCAGAAAAUAGCGACAGUGCAUUGAUUUUAAUGCGCACAUUAUCAUAUCAGCACAGAAUAAAUUAUACUCUAUGCACAGCGGUGAAAGUUGCUGAAAUAAAGAGGCUCAAGAAAGUUUUUAGAUUAUACAACUGCAGCCUUUGAAAUGUAUGUUCUGUUACAAAAUGUCCAAACAGGGUGACUUUUUUUUCAUGUAUCUGCACAUUAGGCUACAACAUGCUUUUGAGGGUCUUUCAAUGGAGAUGCACUUACAUGAGAGCUGACAAUCUCCUUCUGCCUCAGAAAGGCGCUGUAGAGCAGGCGAGAUCAGUAUGGGGCUCCUCAAAUCUUGGUAAUAAUGCUUAUAGGCCACCUGGAAAACACAAACAGCCUCACUCUCUAUCAGGUGUCUGUACAUGCACUACCCUUGUGCCUACAUCUCUCAGAGGGCAUUGCAAGUUCAUCAGAUGCUUACUAGUGGCUAUGUUCAGAAUGGAAUAUUGCUACUUUUAAAAAAAGUAUGCAAAUACAGUAUUUUUUUCUUUGUAAAAUGCUAAAUUGCUGUCAAAUCCUGUCAACAAGAUAGUCACCGUUUUUAAAAGUCUAAAGACAUAGAUAUAUACAUUAGAUGUCGCCUUCCCUGUUGUUGUCUAUUAGAAGGAAUGUGUCAAUAGAGCCGCCAUUUUAGUACAGGGUAGCGCUCCUUUGAGAUGAAUGCGGUACCAAGCUGCAGUG
Messenger RNA from Danio rerio (zebrafish), 5361 nucleotides. Lineage: Eukaryota; Metazoa; Chordata; Actinopteri; Cypriniformes; Danionidae. The record is from RefSeq and is a predicted model, not a curated record.